Orbilia oligospora ATCC 24927 is the source of this 1539-nucleotide messenger RNA. RefSeq lists its product as uncharacterized. The transcript has 6 exons. The record is from RefSeq and is a predicted model, not a curated record. Gene Ontology annotation, biological process: cellular response to biotic stimulus. Lineage: Eukaryota; Fungi; Ascomycota; Orbiliomycetes; Orbiliales; Orbiliaceae. Bases 1 to 1539 code for a protein of 512 amino acids.
AUGAGCUCGGAAAAGGCCUCUGCAGAGACCUUCGAGUACAUCAAGACUCCGGAGGCUCCUCCUCCUCCUCCUGCUGGAUCUGAGUUCGGUGUCAGGACUACCGGCUACCCAUCCAUCAAAAAUGCCCCUCUUCCAGCUGAAGGUCCCGGCAGCGGGACCUUCAAUAACCUUCUCCUUAUUGGCUCCAUAGUCGUUGUACCAUGGUGGCUAAAAUACAAGGUCGGUGGAGGAUUCUUCACCUACCUCUUCUUCCUCGCCAUUACUUCUGUUCCAAUCCUCGUUAGUUUCUGGUACGUUCUCUCCCGUAUAGGAGCUCGUAUCAAUGAGAAGGCCAAACUCCCUGGCAAGGGAGUUGAACACUACCUCAAGUUCAAGAACCCAGAAGAUGCCAAGAAGUAUUCCGGACAGAACAAGAUCCCAAUGGAGACUUUCCAUGAAAUGUACUUCGAGGGCAAGGUUGAAUUCAAGAUGGAUUGUUUGGAAGCUAUGGAAUUGAGACACGAUUGGGCUUCUUGGGGUUUCACCUUCAGCCUUUUCAGGUUCUUCUUGUUGGGUUUCAUUCCUGAGAUUUUGGUCCACAGCCGUUCGCAAGAUGAGGAACAAGUCCGUGAUCACUACGACCGAGGUGACGACUUCUACGCCUGGUUCCUUGGUCCACGUAUGAUCUACACCUCCGGCAUCAUCAGCGACAUCAACAAGGCCGAAUCCCUCGAGGAAAUCCAAGACAACAAGCUCAAGGUCGUCUGCGAAAAGGUUGGCGUCAAGCCCGGUGAUCGCAUGCUCGAUAUCGGCUGCGGUUGGGGUACUCUUGCCAAAUUCGCUUCCGUCAACUAUGGUGCUCAUGUUACUGGUAUCACUCUUGGUCGCAACCAAACCAAGUGGGGUAACGAUGGUCUUCGACGUGCUGGUAUCUCUGAGGAACAAAGCAAAAUCUUGUGCAUGGAUUACCGUGAUAUUCCUGUCCCAGAAGGUGGAUAUAAGGUCAUCACUUGUCUUGAAAUGGCUGAGCACGUCGGUGUCAAGUACUUCACAAGCUUCUUGCGACAGGUUUAUGGCAUGCUUGACGAUGAUGGUUGUUUCUUGCUCCAAAUCGCUGGUUUGAGAAAGUCUUGGCAAUUCGAGGAUCUCAUCUGGGGUCUCUUCAUGAACAAGUAUAUCUUCCCAGGUGCCGAUGCUUCUACUCCUCUUGGUUUCUUCGUUAGCAGCUUGGAAAGCGCUGGUUUCGAGGUCUGGCACAUUGAUACCCACGGUGUCCACUACUCCACCACUCUUUGGUACUGGUACCGAAACUGGAUGGCCAACGCCGAGAAGGUCAAGGCCAAGUACGGUGAGCGAUGGUUCAAGAUCUGGGAGUACUUCCUUGCCUACUCCAUCAUCAUUUCCCGACAGGGUAGUGCUACCGUUUACCAAAUCACCCUCCACAAGAACUUGAACGCCUACCACCGUGUUGAGGAUAUUCCACGACACCACGGAUUCCAGGGUGCUUUGGUUGCCCCAGAUAACAUCUGCCCAACCUGGUCGACCACUGGCCGUCAGUAA